AUGGACGACUAUAGGGGCGCGGGUGAUGAUCAUCUCGGAGAAAGUCCGGAGAAGCAGAUCAACUCCUCCACAGAGCCAACUCGAGAUGUUCAUCUGCUGGGAGAAGGUAGCCCCGGUGUUCGCCGCAUCGAAGUUAUUGCAUCAGAAUUUCGCUUCAUCGAUCGGAUUUUCCUGUUCUGCGGUAUUUUUCUCGUUGCAUACGUCUAUGGUCUAGAUGGUACUGUCCGGUAUACCUAUCAACCUUAUGCCACCGCAAGUUAUGGCCUUCACAGCUUACUCGCGACUAUCAACGUUCUUCGAGCUGUCAUUGCCGCCGCUGCUCAGCCUACUGCUGCCAAGAUUGCCGAUGUCUUCGGCAGAGUUGAACUUAUCUUGGUCUCGAUUGUCUUCUAUACGGUCGGCACAAUUAUCGAAACAUUUGCUACGAGUGUGGAGGCUUUUUCUGCAGGGGCUGUCAUCUACCAGGUCGGAUACACAUGCAUCAUGUUUAUUCUUGAAGUCUUGGUUGGUGAUGUGACUUCUAGCCGCUCUCGUCUCUUAUUCUCAUUCAUCCCAGCGCUUCCUUUUAUCAUCAACACUUGGAUCAGCGGUAAUUUGACCGAUGCAGUUCUUAAAGUGACAACCUGGAAAUGGGGAAUCGGCAUGUUCGCGAUUAUCUACCCCGUUUGUUCGCUUCCUUUGAUCGCCGUGCUUUUCAUUGUUCGCCGUCGCGCGAAGCGAUCCGGAAAAUUGGAAUCAUAUAAAAGUUCCCUCGAGCUACUUGGCGGUCAGAAACUGGCUCUAGAGCUAUUCUGGCACCUCGACGUGAUUGGGCUUAUCCUGAUGAUUGCUAUGCUUGCCUGCAUUCUCGUUCCAUUCACCCUUGCAGGAGGAGUUACUGCGCAAUGGAAGACGGCAAAGGUUAUAGCACCACUUGUUAUUGGAGUUCUGCUGGUUCCAGUCUGGAAACUGAAGGACCGUGCUAUUUGGGGUCCUAUUGGUAUUGCGGUUAUGUUGAACACCGCGUGGUAUCUCCAAGGAGAUUUUCUUUACACCGUUCUUUACGUCAGCUUUGAUGAAUCGGUACUUAGCGCCACCAGAAUAACAUCUCUUUACAGCUUCACUUCUGUUAUUGCCGGUGUGAUUCUCGGCUUUAUAGUCAUGAAGCUUCGUCAGCUCAAGCCCUUCAUUGUAUCUGGAACUGUGCUAUUCAUGGUUGCCUUUGGCAUUCUCAUUUACUUUCGCGGUGGCUCCAGUGGCUCCAGUCAUUCAGGAGUCAUCGGAGGACAGGUACUUUUAGGUCUCGCCGGUGGUCUAUUCUCUUACCCAGCCCAGGCAAGCAUUCAAGUUGCUUCCAAGCACGAACAUCUUGCUGUUGUAACUGGCAUUUACCUUGCUUCCUAUAGCAUUGGGAGUGCAAUUGGUAAUACAAUUUCAGGCGCGAUCUGGAAUCAGGUACUGCCAACGGAGUUGAUUCGACAACUUGGGAACGAAACUCUUGCAGCCCAAGUUUAUGGAGCACCAUUUCCAUUUGCAGACGCGAAUCCAGUUGGUACUCCCGAUCGGGAUGCCGUUAUUGUGGCAUACCAAAAGACCCAACGCCUGCUCUGCAUAACGGGUAUUUGUCUAACCGUACCAUUGAUUGCAUUCGCUCUCUGCAUUCGGAAUCCAAAAUUGACUAAAGAGCAAAGCCUGGUCAAGGAUGACGAUCAGUCAAGCCAAGACUCCACAUCUCUGCGCUAA
Messenger RNA from Penicillium cosmopolitanum, 1722 nucleotides. RefSeq names its product putative siderochrome-iron transporter Sit1 (gene sit1). Lineage: Eukaryota; Fungi; Ascomycota; Eurotiomycetes; Eurotiales; Aspergillaceae. Gene Ontology annotation, biological process: transmembrane transport; intracellular iron ion homeostasis. The coding region runs from base 1 to 1722 and encodes 573 amino acids. Gene Ontology annotation, cellular component: vacuolar membrane; endosome. Gene Ontology annotation, molecular function: siderophore-iron transmembrane transporter activity. The record is from RefSeq and is a predicted model, not a curated record. The transcript has 9 exons.